Leptosia nina is the source of this 432-nucleotide messenger RNA. Lineage: Eukaryota; Metazoa; Arthropoda; Insecta; Lepidoptera; Pieridae. The record is from the annotation of a GenBank genome assembly.
AUGUCAGGUAGUGUGGAUGCCGAUAAGUAUUCAGUUGCAUAUGUAACUGUCCCUAGCACAGAUGUUGGGAAAACUAUUGGUCAUGGCCUCGUCAAAAAUAAACUAGCUGCUUGUGUCAAUAUCAUACCUCAAGUUACAUCAAUAUAUGAAUGGAAACAUGAGAUUAAUGAAGAUAAUGAGGCAUUACUGAUGAUCAAAACCCGCACUUCCUUAGUAGAUCAGUUGACAGAAUUUGUCCGAACCAACCACCCAUAUGAGAGGUCGAAGCGUGACGAUUUGGGGAAAGAAGAUAAGCGAGGGUCGCGGUCCGCGGGUCAGUAUGAGCGGGCGGUAGCGGGUGCGCAGGCGCGGAUCGAUCGCGCGCCAUCGAGCGACUCGGCGCCCACUCGGCAUUCGGCCUCGCCGCUCGACGCAGUGUCGCGCGCGGGCUGA